AUGGUGGCGCCCGUGUCGCCCUUGGUUACUGCGCGCUGCCUGUUGCGGGCUUCGGUGCGCCGCGCCGCUCGCCUGCUCCCGGCGCGGCCCGCCGGCCCGCAGAGAGCAUACACAGCUCAAGCAGAUGAGAAGACAGUCCUCAGCACUCUUACAGAUGCUAAUGCCAGAGCCUUAUUGGUUUGCAGUGGACCUUUAGAACAUUAUGACUUUCUGAUUAAGGAAGAAGAGCUGAGAAAUGAUGAUCAGCAAAGAAGAGUUGUGCAGCACCUGCAGAAGUUGCAUGAGAACCUUAAAGGCUACAGCAUCAGUUCAAAAAGCCUUCUGUCAAAGCUCUUUGCAAAAAACAAAACCCCAAAAGGUCUUUAUGUCUAUGGAGAUGUUGGCACGGGAAAGACAAUGGUGAUGGACAUGUUCUAUUCUCACUUAGAAGUAGAAAAGAAAAAGAGGGUCCAUUUUCAUGGCUUCAUGCUAGAUGUGCACCAGAGAAUACAUCGCCUUAAACAGAGCUUGCCAAAAAGAAAGGCAGGGUUUAUGGCCAAAUCAUAUGACCCAAUUGCACCAGUAGCAGAAGAAAUAAGUGAAGAGGCUGCUCUCUUAUGUUUUGAUGAAUUUCAGGUCACUGACAUUGCUGAUGCCAUGAUUCUGAAGCAACUUUUUGAAAAUCUCUUCCAAAAUGGGGUGGUUGUUGUGGCAACAUCUAACAGGCCGCCAGAAGAUCUCUAUAAAAAUGGUCUUCAGAGAGCUAAUUUUGUACCAUUCAUUGCUGUGCUGAAGAAAUACUGCAGCACAGUCCGGCUCGAUUCUGGAAUAGACUACAGGAAACGAGUGCUUCCUGCUGCUGGAAAACUUUACUACCUCACAAGUGAAGCUGAUGUGGAGGCUGUCAUGGAUAAGUUGUUUGAUGAGCUGGCUCAGAAACAAAAUGAUUUAACUAGACCAAGGAUUCUAAAAGUGCAAGGCAGAGAGCUGAGGCUGAAUAAAGCGUGUGGAACCAUUGCAGACUUCACAUUUGAAGAGCUGUGCGACAGACCUCUUGGGGCCAGUGACUAUUUGGAGAUAUCAAAGUGCUUUGACACAGUCUUUGUUCGCGACAUACCACUUCUUACAAUGGCAAAAAGGACACAAGCUCGUCGUUUCAUUACUCUUAUUGAUACCUUUUAUGAGCAUAAGGUGCGUAUCAUUUGUUCUGCAGCGACUCCUCUCCAGAGCUUGUUCCUGGUGGAACAUGACAGCGGUGGGCUAGAGGAAGGCAGAGUGUUGAUGGAUGAUUUGGACUUGAGCCAGGAUUCCGCUCAAGGACUCUCCAUGUUUACAGGAGAAGAGGAAAUCUUUGCCUUUCAGCGUACUGUCUCACGGCUUACAGAAAUGCAAACUGAACAGUACUGGAAAGAUGGAGACAGAAGCAGAGUUUAAAUUAAAUAAAAUCUCUAAAAAAAUUAAACUACAAAAUGAAAGCUUUUUAGCACAACUGAAAUAAUAAUUGCACUUUAUCACAUGGACCAUGGUAUUUUUCGUCAGUUGUUUUUUGUGCUUGAGACACGAGGACGCAGUUAUUUUUUCUAUACCAUCAGUGUGUGAACAUGUGGAAUUUUGCCUUUCUUUUCGUUUCUGUAAAAUCUAACUUUCAUGUUUAGGAAAUUUAAUGGGAUUAGAGUUUUUCUGGAGACAAAGUUAAUGGGCCGUGCAGGGUUUACAGUAGAUUUACCAUGUCACAUGAAGAGGACAAUUUGUGGCUCAUGCACUGCUUCUGCCAUGUACAAUUGCACGAAAGAAAAGUCAAACAUUGUCUUUAUGAAACUUCUGUUAUUUAAUAGGUCCCUGGAGCUUCUCUGUUGUGUAUUCUGGGUUAGGUUUUUUCUUUCUAUUUUCUGUGUAUAGCCAUCUGCUGAUUUUUCAGAUUCUAAGACUUUCUUGUAGAUUGUUUCUCAGUCAGGUUCAUUGAAAACUAACAGUUUGAACCAAGAGAGAACCCUGAGGAGGAGCUCGAGGCCGCACAGGAUUAAUAUCUCAAGUAAUCGUGUCUGGAAGAAGCUGUGAUAAGACAAGGCUUCAUCUGUACCAAACCUUCCAUUGCUGCCAGCACACCUGCCCUGAUCUGAUCUGGGGAGAGUAGCAUACAGUGCUACUGGGGCAAUUCGUCAUCGUUACACAUCAUCUACUUCCCAAGGUUUACGUCCGACUAGCUCAAGAACAUCUCAUCUCACUAGCUCCUCUGCACUAGAAGUUUUUACCAGGUCUUGCUGUUAUACAAAAAGAAUCUUAUUGACAGAAACAGCUAUAGAUUUUUUCAAGCACUGCAAAAUACAUGGAAUUAUUACUAACAAUAUACAAACUACUAAAUUACAUUGAGAGGAAUAGACCAUUUCCGAAAGACACGAACCACAGCCGACAAUUCUGUUAUUUGAGGAGAACUCUGUACAGUUUCUACAUCAGAGUCCCAACGUCCAGACUUAUCAUCCCACCAAAGAAUAACAGACUUGUGGGUUUUUCCCGAUCCAUCUGUAAAAACAGU
Molecule: messenger RNA, 2512 nt
Organism: Colius striatus (speckled mousebird)
Lineage: Eukaryota; Metazoa; Chordata; Aves; Coliiformes; Coliidae
Gene: AFG1L
Product: AFG1 like ATPase
Exons: 15
Coding region: 1-1413 (470 amino acids)
Cellular component (GO): cytoplasm; mitochondrion
Molecular function (GO): ATP binding; ATP hydrolysis activity
Source: RefSeq, a predicted model, not a curated record